AGGAUUUGUAAACAGUGAGAUUUUUUUGGUAUAGGAUAAUUUCAUGUAUAGUCUCAAAGUUUAAAAUUUCAAAAGUUUCAGCUGAUGAUUGAUUGUUACGUUUAUCUAGGAUAAAUUUUGAAGCAUUUUUUUGAUGUUAAUAUACUCGAUCAAGUAGGCCUUUAGAAGAGCUGCCCCAAAUAGGGACAGUGUACAUUAAACGAGGAAGGAUAUAACUGUUAUAAAACAAUAGUUUUGUUUUAAAGGGAAGAAAACACUUCUGCUUCCUCAGUGUCGACAAUAGCUUAGACACAGUACUGCACACUGAGUCAACAGGACUUCCAUAAUGGGUUAUAGAUAGAACUUCUUUUCUUACUGCAAAUAAUUUUAAAGGAUACAAUAACAUGAAAAAGAAGUCCAAAAUGAAGAUUAUGGUUUUAAGGGAAGUGAAGAAACUUAUAGCAAAACAUGAAAAUUGUUUUUUGUUUCAAAGGAUGUUUUCUCUGUUAGCAGCCCUUGUACAUGUAUUUUGUGUGUACUUGUUCAGAAAUAACACCAUAAAUGAACUUCCUGAGAUGGAACCAGCUUGACUCCCUCCUUCCCCCUCCUUAUAGACUUGUUUUCAUGGAUAUCAUUGUUGACGUCACAACCUAAUUUACAGACAUGCAGUGGGGCGAAGUGGAUACAGAGUGUUGAACUAAGAUUAUGUUGUCCGCAAACCUGGAUGGCGGAAACUUGAGUAUUUCCCCAUUUACCUGUCACAUCUGAUGAUGCAAGCAAAUAAACGAACCAGAGAUGAAUUAGAAUGCUGGACUUCACUGGCAAAUGAUCUGAACUGAGACGACUUUACCAGUUUUGACCAUUUACUCCAUUUACCAAUAUGACAUUACGGCAUAGGAAAUAAAUGUAUUGAUGAAACUGAUGGCAUUGUCUUAGCCAAAACUGCCUCAACCGUUGCAGUGUCCUGUGUUGAGACUAUUUCUGCUGGUGCUGUGGUGAGCACGAACAACACCACUGUGAGUUCUAUGGACUUGGGUGGCCAGCUGGUCAGCGAAGAUGCUCAGGUAAUUGAAGCACUGCAGGCAGAGUUGGAUAAAAUUCAGGGUUCAGCUGGAGGAGGGGGCACUACCAAAGAUGCCCCCAGCCUCUCAGCUGACAAUGUUGGGACAGGCUCAGCAGUUCCCAUGGCUAAUGCAGUGGUGGUGGGGACUACAAACCCAGUCCCAAGAGUGGUUAGUGCAACACCAUCUCCCCAGAAACAUAUAACAGUGCAGAAUGUGGCUGGUGGGAAUGUCAGUAAGACCCCUACCGUAGGAACCAAAAGGCCUCUGGUGAACAGUACUUCAGGAGCACCGAUGGUUACUAAGGUCAUUAUCACUAAAAAUCCAGGCUCAAACCAGCCACAAGUUGUUCCGAUUCAUCUUGGCUCCCUUCAGGCACAGGGUGUUUCUGUGACAUCCCUUGCACCAGGUAUGAAUGUGAUCCCACAUAUGCCAAACCAGGGCUCAAUGACCCCAACAAAGACAAUAACCAUCUCGUCACAAGGCAUUGUGUCAACAGCUGGGAAGCAAAUAUUAACAAAUUUGGGUGGUACCCCUACUAAAAUUGUAAAUAAAAUUCCAAUAUCACCUGCAAAGACUCCUCCCAAAAUAACAAUGAUCCCUGUUUCAUUGGCCAAGUCACCACAAAGAGGUGUAAUAGCUCCAGCGUCAUCCGUGGUUGUAGCACGCCCGCUAAAUGCAGCAACCAGCAAUUCUAUGAGUGGAACGACGGUGGUAGCUUCAACAGGUAACAUGAAGCCAGCCACAAUUACCAUGUCCCCGACAAAGGUCAUCCUGAAACAGUCAAACCAGCAAAUUAACAAAUUACCCAUUGGUAUUAGUGCUGCAACAAGUAUGACCACACCUUUAAGCCAGCUUGGCCUGCCAGCUAGUUCAACAUCUGGAGUGCAACAGAUUUCUGUACCAGGAAGUAAAUUUCAUUACGUGCGAUUGGUGACACCAACAACACAAACAAGUACUUCUUCUACAGUGUUGAAGACAGCUGGUGGUCAGAUGGUCCAGGUAAAGCCCAUAGCUCCAGCCACUGUGUCCAGUAGUACAGCCACAGCAGCCCAGCAGGUCAGACUCACAGUGCCUGUUCAGUCUACACAACCAGUAGCUAUCCGGCCUGCUGUAAGCACACCUGCCCAGGCUGUAACCCAGAUUCGACCAGUCGCCCCUGUCACUACAGCUUCUAACACAGGCUUCUCACAACUUCCCCCAGGCACAACCAUUAUAUCCUCAACUGGGAACAUCCCAGGAGUCCAGGGCUAUGCUCUUGUACCUGCUCAAUAUGUAAAUCAGUUGCGACAGCAGAUUAAUAAACCCCAGCAACAACAGACAAGGCCCCCAUCACCACCUGUGGCUGUAAGAACUGACUAUGUUCCUAUAGCCAGUAGUGACCCCAUGAUCACAGCCUCAACACUGGCCAGGAAUGUCACUAACGGAACCACAAUAGAAGCUACAGGAGCAAGACCAAGAAAACCCUGCAACUGUACAAAAUCUCAGUGUUUAAAAUUAUAUUGUGACUGUUUUGCAAAUGGAGAGUUUUGCCAUAAUUGUAACUGCACCAACUGUGCUAAUAACUUGGAACAUGAAGAGGGCCGAUCAAGGGCAAUUAAAGCUUGUUUGGACAGAAACCCAAUGGCUUUCCACCCAAAGAUAGGAAAAGGACGAGUGGGAGAUGGAGACAGGAGACACAACAAAGGUUGUAACUGUAAAAGGUCUGGUUGUCUAAAGAACUACUGUGAGUGUUAUGAGGCCAAGAUAAUGUGCUCUAGCACAUGUAAGUGUGUUGGUUGUAAGAACUUUGAGGAGAGGCCUGAGCUGAAGAGGCUGAUGGAUCUGGCAGAUGUAGCAGAGGUCUGUGUUCAGCAACAAGCUGCAGCCAAAACCAAACUCUCUUCCCAGAUAUCAGAUGUGCCCUCACGGCCCCCUACGUCAUCAUCUGGAGAAAGACUUCCAUACACCUUUGUGACGACUGAUGUGGCUGAAGCAACUUGUGCUUGUUUACUGGCUCAGCUAGAAGAAGCGGACAGAUUAAAAAUGCCCGAAGUUGUUCAGGAACGUAUGGUCAUUGAGGAGUUUGGCCGAUGUUUGAUGCAAAUUAUAGAUUCUGCUAAUAAAACUAAAGAUACACCUAUUAUACCAGAAGUUUAUAACAGACAAGGGAAGACAAAAGCAGGUUCAAGAAUUCUUAAACGGCAUGGAGGUGGUGAUGGAUAACGAGAGGUUGAGGAUAUCCCCUUUAGGGUGGGUGUACUAUUGGCUGACAGAGAUGUGUCCACUCCACAGCUCUGGGCGGCUGGUUAAUUCCCUUUGAGAAUACUGACUACUCCACUGACCAGUGGGGCUCAGUGACUACUGAUUACUGUACACUCCAGCCUCCUGGCUUUCUGUUCUCAUCGUAUACCCAGCAGAUGUGUGGUUAUCAAUGCAGCGCCUUAUGAAUCUGUGCAUCAGACAAUAUACAUUGGCUAUUUGAAUUCAUUCACCUCACCAUCAUCAUCGUCAUCACGUUGACAUGUCUUUUCCACAACAUCCUGCCAGCCCUUUGAGUUACCACCACUGUUAUGCCACAUCCAACAUUGUUUUCUUUUUUAAACUUUUAAGUGUACAAAUAUGUAUCAGAUA
Molecule: messenger RNA, 3653 nt
Organism: Liolophura sinensis
Lineage: Eukaryota; Metazoa; Mollusca; Polyplacophora; Chitonida; Chitonidae
Product: protein lin-54 homolog
Exons: 13
Coding region: 1005-3245 (746 amino acids)
Biological process (GO): regulation of DNA-templated transcription
Cellular component (GO): nucleus
Source: RefSeq, a predicted model, not a curated record